AUGCGACUCCUCGACCGCCCGUCCGCCAGCCAAAACACCACGCCAAGCUCCAAAACCAGCCAACGUGCAAGCAACAGCAGCAGCAGCAGCAGCAGCAGCAGCCGCCGCGGCGCCGCUGCUGCUGCCCCGGCCUCGCCGCCGCCGCCGCCGCCGCCGUCGAUCCGACCAAAGCCCUCGCGAGCGUCGCUGCCCCCCGUGCCCAAGGCCAAGCCGGCCAAGCCUGCGCCGCCUCCGCCGCGCGCCCCUUUAGCACCACCACGCCUGCCGGCCUUCCGAGCCCCUGCCGCGGCCGCCGCCCCCGCUGCAGCCCAGGCGCCCAAGAGCGCGAGGCAGAGCCGCUGGACGGCCACGCAGGCGCUGUGGACGCGGACCCGCCAGGCCAGCACCCAGCAGCCGCGACCCCCAGGCCCCGUGCCGGCAGUCCACAGUGCCAGUGCCAGUGCCAGGGCCAGUGCCAGGCUCCUCUCCACCGCCGCCAACGCCACCGUCCCCAGUGGUGGUGCAUCAUCAUCAUCAUCACCACCACCACCACCACCACCACCGUCGCUGCGCUCCCGGCGUCGCCAUCACCAUGCUGCUUCUGCAGCUGUAAAGACGCCCCCAUCUCUCGCGAGCGUCCUGAUCAUGCCUGUCGGCGACCGCCCACGUCCGCCCCAGCCAAGUGGUGCUGCUGCUGCUGCUGCUGCUGCCGCUGCUGCCGCCGCCUCUCGACCCCUCAACCGAAACCCCCUGACUCCCAAGAUCGCCGCCCAGGGACCCGCGACCCCUCUGGCCACAUGCAGGCGACCGACCUCUUCGUCAACACCAGUCCUUGCUGGCGGCCAGCUCGCCAGGGACGAGCUCGCCAGCCCCGUCAACAACCUGCUCGCUACCAACGUCACCCCUCGCUCCGGCCCUCGACAGAACCGCGUCGACAGCGCUCAUUCCACCCCGAGCGCCACCCCGAAUCCCGAACGAGCCGGCGAUCAAUGGGAAGCCAACAGCAACGGCAACGGCAACGGCAACAGCAGCGGCGGCGGCCGCUUGGGCCUGGGCCUGGGCCUGGGCCUCUUACCCCCCGCACACGACCAGAGCAGGCACUCGUCAUCAUCCCAAGGCGACCUCGUGUCCGACCCCAACGACUGCUCCAACAAGUUCUUCUACGCGAGCGAUGCCAAGUCCCUCCAGCAACAGGCCGCUCCGCCGCGCCCGGCGCCAGUGCCCCAGAAACCCGCCAGCAACUCCUUCUUCUACGCGAGCGCCACGCCCCCUGCCGCCGGCAGCCGCAACGUCAGUCCGCCUGCAAACUCGUCCAUCUCGAUGCUGCAGCUGAGCCAGAGCCCGGAUCCAGGCGUGGCGUCAAAGUUCUUCUUCGCCAACGGCGCCCCGGACACGUCGCUGCGACCCGGCAACGGGCCUCCCUUGACCUGCGCCUCGGCCGCAUCCUCGGCCCCCAAGACGGCUCCUCCUCGUUCUUUGACAGGCAACUCCGGUGCGGCGCCUGUUGCUCUGGCCCAGCGGCCCCCGUCACCAAUCAAGUCCGCGUCCGCUGCAAACGUGCAGGCCUGCAGAACCGCCACGGCCACGUCUCCAAUGUCUUCCAAAAGAACAUCGUGGGCAUCACCCGCCCCUGCUUCGCAGCCGCAGCAGCCGUCGAUUGCUCAGCGGAGAGGGAGCGUUGAUCCGGCGUCAAGGGAAGCGGGCGGCAGACGCAAGAGAACGGCAAGCACUGUCGCGGCGGAACCCUUGGCCAUUGCCCGGUUCUCCAUGCCGCCUCCGCAGUCGGAAACGGCGCCGCAGUCUCCCCCGUUGAGUCCCGGAUUGCCCCAUCCCGCCAUGACGAUGGCGUCGAUACUGCAGGUGGCCGAAGACCUGCGGGAAGACGCCGAGCUCCGAGACGGAGGCGCGUUUCCGCCCGAGGCGCACAGCCCGACAAAGUCUCUCUUCGACGUCUCUCUCAGCGAGCUUGUUGCCAACGCGCGCCGGGAGCGCAAGGUCCAAGACCUGGAAAUCACAAACGCCUCCCUCGAAGCCAUCAACCGCACGCUCGAAAGGCAGCUGCGGAAGCAGACGGCCGAGCUGCGGAGGUACCGCCGGCUCUCCAGGUCGGGCGCGCUGUCCGUGGCCUCCAGCCGGGUAACCUCCCUGGCAUUCACCGAGCCGCCGACGGACGCUGACGACACGGACGAGCCCGAGCCCGAGACCGAGCCCGAGACCGAGACCGAGACCGAGAUUGAAGAGCAAGACGAUCCCGACUCCCUGGACGACUCUGAUCUGGAAAGCAACGGCACCAUGACCACGGAGGACAUUCUGCUGCCAAACGUCAGGCUCGAAGCGCGCCGCAGACGAGACGAGAGACGCCUGCAGCUGGACCUGACCAAGCACCAGGAGCUGCUCAUCGACAGCCAAAAGAUGAACCAGAGCCUGAAACGGUGCCUGGACUUCACCCAGGCCCUGAUCAAGGAAGGCCAGAAAGCCCUCGAGUACAGCGUGCGCGUGUCGGACAUCAAGUUGGGCGGCAGAAUCCUGGCCCCCCUCGACGAGGACGACGAAGAAGCCGGUGCCUCUUCCUCUUUCCACGGCGACGUGGCCACGCGAGCCGACGGCCCCGACGGCUUGGAACCGCCCUGGCCAAAGAGCAGCCAGGACCGGGACAGCGGGAUCGAGCUGCCUGCCGACGGCAACUCAUGA
Molecule: messenger RNA, 2670 nt
Organism: Ustilaginoidea virens
Lineage: Eukaryota; Fungi; Ascomycota; Sordariomycetes; Hypocreales; Clavicipitaceae
Exons: 1
Coding region: 1-2670 (889 amino acids)
Source: RefSeq, a predicted model, not a curated record